AUGACGGCGGUCCACCCGCUGCCGACCCAGCUUCUCUCCCAGUACGGUCACCAGACCCUGACCGGCAUGAAUCCUGCUGGUCCGAGCGGUAUGCCCACACCACCCGUGACGACCAGGAAGCGGAAACGCGCCCAUCAAUACACCGUUAGCUAUAGCGAAGUCCAGGAAGUCGACAGCGAUGGCCGCCUUCGUGAGGUCAUCGUAAUCGACGAUACCCCGCCUCCACCUACCAUCUCCCCAUCAACUACCCAUAAUGGUGCCUUCUCUGCGUCAUACCAGCCUCCCCUCUACACCGCACCCAUCAGAACCAGAGCACGGGCAGCAGCAGAAGCCCAAGCAUUAUCUGCAAGCUCCUCCUCGGUACUGACUGCGCCAGCACCGAAGAAGAGAAAACGGGAUCAUAACGAAGAGGUCCGUGCGCCAGCCGCCAAGAAGCUAGUGGGCGGCCAGCAAUCCCAAGCGCUCGUUGCAGCCGUCUCGAUCGAUAGCCGAAGCGGUGCUGCUACGGAUGAUACAUCUAAAGGCCCCUUGCCCUGUGAUGACAAAGAGGGACACUACAUCAUCGUCCCAAAUGACAUGAUUUAUCGACGUUAUCGUACGGUUCGCCUGCUGGGCCAAGGAACCUUUGGUAAAGUGGUAGAAGCCGUCGACACCGAAACCAACAACCGGGUAGCUAUCAAAAUCAUCCGAGCUAUUCCAAAAUACCGCGACGCCAGCAAGAUUGAAGUUCGAGUACUUCAGAAGCUUAAAGAACGUGACCCAACAAACCGACAUAACUGCAUCCACCUCCUUCAUUGGUUUGACCACAGAAAUCAUAUAUGUCUCGUCUCUGAGCUCCUGGGGAUGUGCGUCUACGAUUUCCUCAAGGAAAACGAUUUUGCGCCGUUCCCCCGCCAGCACAUCCAGAAGUUUGCCCGCCAACUUCUUGGCAGUGUAGCAUUUCUUCAUGAACUUCGUCUCAUCCACACCGACUUGAAACCUGAGAACAUACUUCUUGUGCACAACGACUACCGAGUAGUGUCUAUACCUGUACCAGGAAAGCGUAACGCACCACCGAAACAGAAACGGAUCUUGGAAUCGACAGACAUCAGACUAAUCGAUUUUGGUUCAGCCACUUUUGAACAAGAGUAUCAUUCAUCUGUUGUCUCCACCCGACAUUAUCGUGCACCAGAAAUCAUCUUGGGACUUGGUUGGACAUUUCCAUGCGACGCCUAUUCCCUGGGCUGCAUUUUGGUUGAAUUCUUCACGGGCCUCGCCCUCUAUCAGACCCACGACAAUCUAGAGCACCUUGCCAUGAUGGAGAUGGUCAUGGGCAAGAUGCCUGAACGCUUCGCGAGGGCUGGUGCGCGGUCAAAACCAGAAUUCUUCAAGGAGGGUGGCAAGCUUGACUGGCCGAAGCCGAAAGCAACCCGACAAAGCAAAAAGGACGUGAAAGCGACGCGGCCGCUACAGGAUGUGAUACCUCCUGUUGAUAAUAUCAACAGACAAUUCUUGGAUCUUGUCCGGAAACUUCUUGCGUUUGACCCUGCCCAACGUAUAACAGUUCGGGAAGCCCUCCAACACCCCUACUUUUCAUUAUCCAUUCCUAAUGAGAUAUAA
This is a messenger RNA of Cyclocybe aegerita, 1599 nucleotides long. The record is from the annotation of a GenBank genome assembly. NCBI's taxonomy places the organism in Eukaryota, Fungi, Basidiomycota, Agaricomycetes, Agaricales, Hemipholiotaceae.